CGCGUGAUCCCGGUGGAGUCGACAACAGGGCAGGAGCUCUCUCUCUCUCUCUCUGCCUGGCCCUUAUCUGACCACCACUCCAUGCACCGUGGGUGCCUCCCUCCUCUUCCCGCAUGACUUAGUCACUCCUCCUCCAACGGACUGCCUCCCGUCAAGGCGCCUUUAGUGAACAAUGGCGGCCACGCUUCUCAUCCGACCCCAUUCCGCGAGGCCCGGGCAAUUCAGCCGAGCAGCCUUGAGCGCAACGCUUCUCACCUCUCGUCGUCAAAGCACUCUACGCAACUUCCUCGUCACCCCGGCAGAACUGCGCGAAGCUCUCCGCAAAGGUGCACCUAGCGGAAUCUCGCCCGACCCCAAGACCAUUGCCGUAUGCGCAUCAUGGUUCCUGCCCAACGAUCCCCAUAAGCGCACGGGGUAUGAAGUCUACAAGCAGGCUCAUAUCAAACGCGCGCGCUUCUUCGAUCUCGACAAAGUCGCCGACACCUCCAGCCCAUACCCGCACAUGCUGCCUUCUCCGGAAGUCUUCCAAGAGGCCAUGUGCAACCUGGGCAUCAAUCGCGAGGAUACAGUGGUCGUCUACGACUCCGCCGAGCUGGGCAUCUUCUCCGCGCCCCGCGUGGCUUGGACCUUCAAAGCAUUUGGACACCCUGCCGUGCACAUCCUGAACAACUUCAAGCUAUGGCUGAAAGAGAAGUAUCCGAUCGAGCAGGGCGAGCAGAGACGCUUCAAUCGCACGGAAUACCCCGUGCCGACGCUCGAUGAGAGCAAGAUAGCAGACUAUGAGCAAGUGAGGGUCGUUGCCAGGGACCACAACAAAGAAGGGAGGGAGGAGAUGCAGAUCCUCGAUGCACGCCCGGCCGGGCGGUUCAAUGGCACCGACCCCGAACCGCGCCCAGGUCUCGAGUCUGGGCACAUCCCAGGCUCCAUCUCCGUCCCCUUUCCCGACCUUCUCGACCCGAAAACCAAAGCCAUGCUGCCUCCCGAAGACCUUCGCAAGCUCUUUGAGAGCAAAGGAAUCAAUCCAAAUCAGCCAAUCAUCUCGAGCUGCGGCACUGGCGUCACAGCAGCCGUUCUUGACACCGCAUUAAUCCAAGCAGGAUUUGGGAAGGGUGUACGGCAGGUGUACGACGGAAGCUGGACCGAAUGGGCGCAACGAGUGGCGCCAUCCGACAACUUCAUCGUCAAGUCCGAGUAGGACGAGAAUUCGUUGUAUUUUCGGCACUGAAAGCGCAUGGUCCACGCGCAAGGUCGCAGAUUUCCGCAGGUCUAGGGGAUCCGCGCGU
Messenger RNA from Neohortaea acidophila, 1283 nucleotides. Its product is annotated as Rhodanese-like domain-containing protein. The transcript has a single exon. Gene Ontology annotation, biological process: transsulfuration. Gene Ontology annotation, molecular function: thiosulfate-cyanide sulfurtransferase activity. NCBI's taxonomy places the organism in Eukaryota, Fungi, Ascomycota, Dothideomycetes, Mycosphaerellales, Teratosphaeriaceae. The record is from RefSeq and is a predicted model, not a curated record. Bases 173 to 1195 code for a protein of 340 amino acids. Gene Ontology annotation, cellular component: mitochondrion.